Messenger RNA from Notolabrus celidotus (New Zealand spotty), 6527 nucleotides. It is a transcript of the gene hdac7a, whose product is annotated as histone deacetylase 7a. The record is from RefSeq and is a predicted model, not a curated record. The transcript is spliced from 25 exons. Gene Ontology annotation, molecular function: histone deacetylase activity. The coding region runs from base 132 to 3032 and encodes 966 amino acids. NCBI's taxonomy places the organism in Eukaryota, Metazoa, Chordata, Actinopteri, Labriformes, Labridae. Gene Ontology annotation, cellular component: histone deacetylase complex. Gene Ontology annotation, biological process: negative regulation of transcription by RNA polymerase II; chromatin organization.
CUAAUUAUAGAUCCUGCUGUGAGCUGGCUGAGGCAGAAGUGCUACUGGGGUUUUCAACACAGCCGGAUAUUUACAACACAAAUACGGAUUCCUCUGUGGCGGUGCCGGUGUUGAACACGGCCUUGUUUCCCAUGGACCUCAGGGUGGGAGAGCGGGGGAUGCGCCCUUGCUCGGACACGGCACUCCUCACCCCGCUGCACCCGCCUCUGCUCCUCACUCCGUUCUCCCCUCAGCCCCGCACCUCCUUCUCCCAGCAGCAGUUACACCAGCAUAUCCGGUUUAACAUGGAGCAGAGGAGGCGCGAGCAGGAGCACCACGAGAAACAGGAGCUGCAGCAACUAAAACACAAAGAAAAGAGUCAACAGAGUGCAGUAGCCAGCUCUCUGGUGAAACAGAAACUCCAGGAGGUGAUUCUUAAGAAGCAGAAACAAGCAGCACUGGAAAGAACAAACUCCAACACUCUGACUGCAACACCUGUAGCAUACAGAAAUCUGGUGCCAGACCCGAGUUUAUCCUCCCAGCCUCUCGUCACGUCUCCAUCACAUCCUUCUUCUUCUGAAGGCUCUGAAGGGACACCGCUACGCAGAGCUGCCUCUGAGCCAAAUCUGAAGGUGAAACACAAGCUGAAGAAACACCUGAACACCAGAAAGAGCCCCCUGACCCGGAAGGAGAGUGCCCCGCCUACUAUCAAACACAGAGUACCUGACACAUUGGACUCGUCCCCCAGCAGCAGCAGCACUCCGGUCUCUGGCUGCAGCUCUCCUAAUGACAGUCUGCCCAAUGAUAAUGGGCUGCUGCCAUCUGCAGGUGGCCUCUCACAUGAGGCCCAGAAGCUGCUGCUCCGAGACGGCACUCUCGCAAACUUCACCAUCCAGAGUCCUUCAACUCUGCCUACCAUCACACUGGGACUUCCAGCCAACGCCAGGGCUGAAGGAGAGCUCUCCUCUCUGAAGAUGGGCCGGCUGCCCAUGGUUACAGCCGGAGGCACGCAGGUCUUCCUCCCUCUGAGCAGGAAGGAUCAGACUGGGCAGCUGAACCCUCAUCUGCCUGUCAUCAUCCUGGAGUCCUCUGGACUCGUACACACUCCUCUGCUCACAGUUCCAGGCCUAGACUCCGUCCCGCUCCAGUUUUCCCCCCAGCUGGACCACCUGACCCCAGGAGGCCCUCAGCACCACAAGCCCCUGAGCAGAACACGCUCAGAGCCCCUCCCACAGAGCCCAGGGGCCCUUCACACACAUCUCCUCCAACAGCAGCACAACACACAACUACUGGAGAGGCUCAAACAGCAAACUCACCUGGGCAAGCUGAUGUCCAAGUCCAGCGAGAAGCCCAGACUGCAUCAGAUCCCCUCAGAGGACAUGGACUCAGAAGAUGGUGGUGCAUCAUCACCCACAGAGCCAACCUAUCAGAGCAGAGCAAGGGCAGAGUCAUUGAGGGAGGCAGGGCCAACAGCAUCCAAGAGCCAUGAGGACCAAAUUAACCUGCAACAUGCACUCAUACUCAACCAGUCUUUGCUAUGGGAGCAGCAGAAGCAGCUGCAACAGCUGCAUCGACAAAUGGAGACCCUAUCAGUGCCCAUGUUACGCGUGGGUGGCAGCGGUGGGGUUUGCAGUGGAUUGGGUGUCCAUCGUCCCCUGUCACGCACACAGUCCUCCCCGGCUUCCACUUCUCUCACUCUGCCUGAGAAACCUCUGAUCCUGGCUGCACAGGAUCCCAGCAGCAAACCACGCUUCACCACUGGCCUGGUGUAUGACUCUCAGAUGUUGAAGCACCAGUGUACAUGUGGAGACAACAGCAGUCACCCGGAGCAUGCUGGGAGGAUACAGAGCAUCUGGUCCCGACUACAGGAGCGGGGCCUGAGGGGACAGUGUGAGAGUAUUCGUGGGCGUAAAGCCACUCUGGAGGAGCUGCAGUCCGUCCACUCAGAGCGCCAUGUUUUACUCUACGGCACCAACCCGCUCAACAGACUCAAACUGGACAACCGCAAACUGGCAGGAAUCCUCUCACAAAGGAUGUUCGUGAUGUUACCAUGCGGGGGUGUAGGGGUUGAUAAUGACACCACCUGGAAUGAGUCGCACACCUCCACAGCAUCACGCAUGGCAGCAGGCAGCGUUGUCGAGCUGGCCUUCAGAGUUGCCAAACGAGAGCUAAAGAAUGGCUUUGCUGUAGUCAGACCACCAGGGCAUCACGCAGACCCCUCCAAUGCAAUGGGUUUCUGUUACUUCAACUCUGUGGCCAUCGCCGCCAAGCAGCUCCAACACAAGCUCAGCGUCAGCAAGGUCCUCAUUGUUGACUGGGAUGUUCAUCAUGGUAACGGCACCCAGGAAGUGUUCUACAGUGACUCCAGUGUUCUCUACAUCUCACUUCAUCGCUAUGAUGACGGAAACUUCUUCCCUGGCAGCGGCUCACCAGCUGAGGUUGGUUCUGGAGCAGGCCAAGGCUUCAAUGUGAAUGUGGCGUGGACGGGAGGACUGGACCCACCCAUGGGAGAUGCAGAGUACAUCGCUGCAUUCAGGUCAGUGGUAAUGCCCAUCGCUCAGGAGUUCUCUCCGGAUGUCGUUCUGGUGUCAGCUGGGUUCGAUGCCGCUGAAGGGAACCCUGCUCCUCUGGGAGGGUACAAGGUCUCCGCCAAAUGUUUUGGCUUCCUGACCCGUCAGCUGAUGUCUCUGGCAGGGGGUCGUCUGGUUUUGGCCCUUGAGGGAGGUCAUGACCUCACAGCGAUCUGUGAUGCGUCUGAAGCCUGUGUCAGCGCACUCCUUGGCAUACAGGACCCACUGGCAGAGGAAAUCCUCCUCCAGAAGCCCAACGCUAACGCAGUCCGCUCCCUGCAGACCGUCAUACAGAUACAGAGUCAGUACUGGCAGAGUGUGAAGGCUUUCGGUGGAUCAGUGGGUCUGUCGUACCUCGCUGCUCAGAGGAGAGACUGUGAGGAGACGGAUGCUGUCAAUGCUUUGGCUUCCCUGUCUGUGGGAGUGCUGUCCAACAAGAGCCCGUCUGACGAGCCAAUGGAGGACGACAGCGACUCCAUGUAGACGACCAAAGUGACCAAUGACCUCACACGUUCAGGAUUUUCGUCCGACCUGUAGCCUUGGAUCUCCUGCGCUGUCCUGACGACCACAUAGGGGACAUUUUUGUGAUACCACUGAGCCCCACCAAUCUGCCUUAUUCACACACAUCAGACACACAAUGCUGAACCUCAACAGACCUGCAGCACGAGCACCUCAAUGCUGGUGACCACUCAGCUGAAGCCAGCAGCACUACCUGCAACUGGGAAACCUUCAGAAACCUCACCAAAGAGAGCAGUACAAGAUGAUUUUUAAAACUUUUUAAUUCUUCCUGACUGACAUUGGAUUUUAUUUGUAAAAAAAAAUCAAGUACCAAACCUUUGAGCUACAGACAGAAUUCCUUGAAGCACUAUUUACCAGCAGCUGUUUCGUUGCCUUAACUUUGCCUUAACGGAAGAACCGGCAUCAGGUUCAGAAGGAGGAGACUUUGGUUUAUAAAUUCCCAUCUCUUCUUCUAUUUGCAUCUUUAAAAGCAGACUAAGUGGGAUGCAAAAUGGCACACAAAGACACAUAUAUAACAUCAGGUGAAAGCAUGUACAAUACACCUGAUGGACCAGGUGCAAAAAAUACAAAGAAGAAGAAGCAGACAUAUUUUCUGCUUUAAUGACGUCAUCACUCACAGUUUAACCACUAAAAGAUGACGACAGAGAACUCAUGGGACGAACGAGAGAGGAGGACACAAAAUGGACAAACUGUGGUUUUGUAGAAAUGGAGAAAGAGGCAAAUGUCCUCAUUGUUUUAUUGCACUGUUCAUUCCAUAAUGUGAACUAUGACAGAUUCCAAAGCUCUGGGAAAGAAUAACUCUGCAGGUUAUUUAAUAGUUUUGGAUGAAAUGAUGUUUUUCUUUUAUUCCCACUCUUCAUCUGAGAUGUCUUAUGAAGUCUUCGACUCAACUCAAAGGCCGAGAUACUGUAGAGUUGUUUUCAUAUGAAGUUAAUCUGUAGGCAACAUGUUGAAAGCAGGAUUAUUGUCUCUGCUGUUCAGUGUCUUAAACACAUUUAUACUUGCACACACACACACACACACACACACACACACACACACACACACACACACACACACACACAAACACACACAUGUAUAAAGCAAUGAUGAACUGUUUAUGUACCACUAGUAUUGAUUACUGUAUAUUCUUGUUUAUAUUUGAGACUAAAGGAGUGUUCAUUCCGCCGCAGCACCACUGAGGACCAUUGUAUUGUUCUAUAGUAGCAAUAAUGUAAUGCACUUAACGACAGCACCCAAAGACAAUGCCUUAAAACAGCCUGCACUCCUCGAAGAGACUGUACAGAGGCAACUCCAGGGACCAGUGUGAACACAGAGUGAACACUGCUCCCACAGUGACUCUAAAGAACCUGUGGAUUCUGACUUUUGUAAACUGUUUCAGUACAAAGACCCGGCCUGGUUUGAAUGUUCUCUCUGUUAUCUAAUUAAGACUUUCAGGCCUUAUCACAGUCUAAUUAAGGAAAGUGACAUGUAGUAAAGUGAACUUUAAACUCUUCUCGCAGCUCCUCCUGUCAUGUUACAGUCAACCUGGACGAUGUCAUAACACACGUGGUAGUAUGUCAUCUGAGCUGACAGAUGUUUAGGGAUGCACAAUACUGGACUUCUGUGAGACACAAUAUACUCCAACAUAUAUUUCACAAACAUUUGACUCACUGCAGAUGUAAGUGGAAAUUUUUUACUCUACUUGCAACAAACAUCAAGUCUUUUCUGUAGUUGAAUAAACAAAGUCUGGUGUUUUUGAUGCAGACAGAAUAAACAGGACUUCUCAAAAUGGUCAAACAAGAAAAAGUCAGCUUCGGUUACCUGCAGACAUUUAAAGCAAACAUGUUCAGUAAGGUUUUUUUAAAGCAGCCUACUCAAUUUCUAUUUAAUAACUUGCAAUGCAGGAGCGUCAUCAUAGGGUCAUCUUACCUCCCUGUAAGAAAUAUGACACCAUCAAUCCUGAUGAUAUCGUGCAUUGCUAGUUUUUAGUAGAGGUUUGGUAAUUCAUUAACUUUAAUGAUUGCCCUUCUAUGACUCCAUUAGUAGAAAUAACAAGAUCUUGUUUCUUAUUUUGAGGUUCUUUUGUAGCAAAAUUAAGAUGAUAGCAAAGAAUUUUUUUUGCACAGUAAAUCUCUUGUGAGGAACUUUUGGUUUGUGUCAAUUUUGGUGGACAAAGUGUUUUUUACUGAUUGUUUAAUUAGUGUUUCUUGAUAAAUGAUCUCAUCCUGCUUUCUUGUAACAGGCAAACUUGGCACUCCUUGAGAGUCUUUGCCAUGGAAAUUAAACGGAAAAACGUUGAAUCAGCAGCAGGCAGUGAAUCACUUGGUGUGACACCUACCCCUGUAUGUGUCAGACAUUAAAAUAACUUUAUGGAAAAGGACACUUUUCUUGUUGGUGGUUUUGGUUGCCUUUUAGGUCAUAAAGAGGCAACAGUUUUAACUCCAGUCUGUUCAAAGACCAGCUUAAAACUCCUCACAGGAGCUUUAAGUUGUUACGACCAAGGCAUAGAUAACCAAACCAAUGUUUUAAGAUUAAAGCUACAGAUGAGAUGUUUGCGUCUAAAUGCAGCUUUUGUAAAAUCAUAGUUAUUUGACUGACUGAAGGAAGUAUUGGGAGCUUGAUAUCCGGUUCAGUUAUCUUGUUUUCAGACUCUGGGCAUGAUCUGCCCAACAGAAGGCCUUAGAGCUUAUAUCAAACAACAGGUAGGCAGUAGAAACCAAAAACAGAAGUCCAAAUGCUGUUUUGAUCCUGCUCCAUCACAGUAGGCAUGUUAAGAACACGUUGCAUGGAGGAGGAUUAUUGUUCAGUGAUUGGUGCAAACUGAAGUGUGUCAUUAAUGUAGUGUUGGUUUAUAGUGUUCUAAACAGGAGGUGUCAGCAUUGAAACGAUGUGCUGUGUCUCUGUUAUACGGUGUGUCCUGCAGGUGUGUGUGGUGUCUAUGAAGUAAACGUAGUCUGAUGUAUCUCUAGUGUGUAUGAGAAAGUUUGGCAUUGCAUGUGCACCGUUACACACGUGUAGAUUUCUGCCUUGUGUUUUGUGCAUGCGUUUUUUGUGUUUGUCUGUCGGAUACUGUAAAUGACCUCUCCUGUAUUAUAUCCCCUGUAGCUGUUUUAUUGUCUUAUAGAGGCCAGUAUGCCUCACCUCUUAAUUCCCCUUUAUUACUGAUGUCAUUUGUACCUUUUUCUCCUUAAAGACACUGUAAAUAGAAACUCAAAGACCAAAAUACACGACACACACACGUGCCUUGAUGCAUUCAGUAGUAUGUUUGUGUAUUGGUAACUCUUAACUAACUGGACUUACAGUAACUCUGUAUCUGUAAACAUGACUUUGAAAUCCUUGUUUCAUGCUUUUCUUUAUUAUUUACCUACAUGUGUUAUUUUUCCUACACAGUUCCUACCAUGUGUAUGUAUAGAAAGAUUCUCUAUUUUGUACUUUGUAUUUUUGUCUUUUCCUCUUGAUUAAAAAAUGUAAAAAUGU